This is a messenger RNA of Clarias gariepinus (North African catfish), 3998 nucleotides long. RefSeq names its product phosphoribosylaminoimidazole carboxylase, phosphoribosylaminoimidazole succinocarboxamide synthetase (gene paics). The coding region runs from base 27 to 3095 and encodes 1022 amino acids. The transcript has 15 exons. The record is from RefSeq and is a predicted model, not a curated record. Gene Ontology annotation, molecular function: phosphoribosylaminoimidazolesuccinocarboxamide synthase activity. Gene Ontology annotation, biological process: 'de novo' IMP biosynthetic process. NCBI's taxonomy places the organism in Eukaryota, Metazoa, Chordata, Actinopteri, Siluriformes, Clariidae.
CAUUUCCAAGCUUCUAGCUCAACUUCAUGGAACACAGUAAAAAGCAGAAAGCAGGCAGAAAGGAGAAAGAGAGCCAAAGAGGAGCAAGCAGUCUGUGGGGAGGGGAAGAGGUUAGGGCUUUGCUCGUGGUGUGGAGGGAAAGAGAGGCCUGGGACGAGCCUGAGAGCAAAGCCAAGUAUAAGGCCAUCUCCAGUCGUCUGAGUGAGCUGGGAGUGUGCAGGAACUGGCUGAGCUGCCAGGCACAAAGCAGGGCGAUGGCACUACCAGACUGGAGGCCUCCAGCCAUCCGGACAUUGAUGGAUGGCACCACAAUGACCCAAAGAUCUUACGAGAUGGAUGAAGAACAGACGAGUCCUUCCAACAGGAGACAAGGCAGCGCUUCUCUGAACAACUUUCAGGAGGGUAUGGACGGAGGGAGGCACUGGUCUGAUAAAGAGGUCCGGGCUCUCCUUAACAUCUGGGCUGAUCGGGAAAUGCAGGUGCGGCUGCAGAGCACCCAUCGAAACAAGGCAAUCUUCCAGGAGAUGGCCCGCCGUCUGGACCUCCAGCAUGGAGUGGUGCGCGACUGGAGACAGUGUCGCACUAAAUACAAGAACCUCAAAUAUGACUACAAGGUCAGCAAGAGCCAAGGGCGACCUAUGCGCUUUUUUACAGAAGUGGAUGCAAUCCUGCAGGGCAAGGACAUUGAGGAUUUUCUUGACGAGGAGGAGGAUUUUCCCAGGAAAGGGACGGAGGGAGAGCAGGCCACUGUGAAAAGAGAACCAAGAGAAGCUCAUUAUAUUAAGAUUGAUGAUGAUGAGAGUCUGGCAGAUAUGCAAACAAUAAUUAAUACCGGUUCUCAGCAUCUCAUCACAAAAGAUACAGGUUUAACCAUAUCACCAGGGACGAGAAAGCCGUCUGACGAGGAGAACGUGAUCAUGGUCCAUGACUCGGGCCGUAAUUGGUCUGAGGAGGAAGUGGCGGCGCUGCUCAACAUCUGGUCAAAGGAAGGAAUCCAACAGCAGUUGCGAGGCUCGACCCGAAACAAGGAUGUGUUCGUGCAAAUAUCACGCCAACUCCUUCAGCAGGGUGUGGAGAGGGACUGGAAGCAGUGCCGGACCAAAUACAAGAAUCUGAAAUAUCUGUAUCGGUCCUUGCAAAGGGGCAAGGCUGAUAUAGGAGACACUCGGCGUAUCAUGAAGUUCUACGAGCAGCUAGAAAGCAUUCUGUCGCCGCCAACCCAGGGCCAAUAUAGAAACUUAGUGAUGUGCAGUCCCCCCGCAUUAGACGAGCACUCCAUCUGUGAAAUACCUGCUCAGGAGGACAGAGAUAUCGUUUCUCCCGAGUAUGACCUGCAGACCAUGGACGAUGCCAUUUUAAGAAGGUCGCCAGGCAUUACCACAAGAGCGUUUCACAAUGAGGCUAGAACUGAUGGAGUUUUAAGGCCAGAUGAACUCACUAGAGAUGAAUAUGAAAGUGAAGACCGGUUAAACGGCGUUUUGGUGAGGCCAAAAGACGGAGUUCUGACAAGAUACGAAGAACAGCCUUUGUCCAGCCGCUCGAUCACAGCAGAUGGCACAGAUACAACAUGCAGAGAAAGAGAGCUUGCCGGGUCGAGGAGAGGAAAAAAGCGCAAGGCCACAGAUGAAGACUACAGUGAGUUCAACAAAAGGUUUCAGGAGUGUAUUGAUGACGGAAACCGCAGCACAGACUGGUCUGAGCAUGCUGAUCAUCAGUGCAAAGAGGAGCAGGAUCAAUACAUCCCGAUUAUGGAGAUCAGCUCUGUGCGCUCGAUCGCCGAGGCCAACGAUAACCUGGAUCACGGAGCUGUAACUGAAAUGGCGUCGACAUCAGAUCUGAAGCUCGGCAAAAAGCUCAAUGAGGGCAAGACCAAGCAGAUCUUUGAGCUGCCGGAUAUGCCGGGCCAGGUUCUGGUCCAGUCCAAGGACCAGAUCACUGCAGGCAACGCAGUGAGGAAAGACCAGAUGGAGGGCAAGGCAGCCAUCGCCAACAAAACCACCAGUUGCGUCUUUAAGCUCCUGCAAGAAGCUGGAAUCAAGACGGCGUUUGUAAAGCAGCAUUCGGAGACAGCGUUCAUAGCCAGCCGCUGCGAGAUGAUCCCCAUCGAGUGGGUGUGCAGACGCGUCGCCACCGGCUCGUUCCUUAAAAGGAAUCCAGGUGUCAAAGAAGGCUAUCGCUUCGCACCACUGAAGAUGGAGAUGUUUUUCAAGGACGAUGCCAAUAAUGACCCUCAGUGGUCCGAGGAGCAGCUGUUGGCAGCUGCUUUUGAGCUGGCAGGGUUGAAGAUUGGCCGAUGUGAGGUGGACAUUAUGAGUAAGAGCACAGUGGCCAUCUUUGAGAUCCUGGAGAAGGCAUGGGCCACCCAGAACUGCACGUUGGUGGAUAUGAAGAUCGAGUUUGGUGUAAAUGCGACCACCAAGGAAGUUGUGCUUGCUGAUGUGAUCGAUAAUGAUUCGUGGAGACUGUGGCCGGCUGGAGAUCGCAGCCAACAGAAGGACAAACAGGUAUAUCGUGAUCUAAAAGAGGUGACGCCUGAGGCCAUGCAGAUGGUCAAGAGGAACUUUGAAUGGGUUGCUGAAAGAGUGGAGCUGCUCCUGGAGCCACAGGCGAGCGGAAGAGUCGUUGUAAUGAUGGGCUCUACAUCUGACAUGGCUCACUGUGAGAGGAUUCGUAAAGCUUGCGGGUCAUAUGGAAUCCUCUGCCAUCUCCGAGUCACCUCCGCACACAAAGGCCCUGACGAGACAUUCCGCAUUAAAUCUGAAUACGAAGGUGAUGGCAUCCCCACCGUUUUUGUAGCCGUUGCAGGGAGGAGUAAUGGUUUGGGUCCGGUGAUGUCCGGGAACACGGUUUACCCUGUUAUAAACUGUCCUCCUGUCACCUCUGACUGGGGAGCUCAGGACAUCUGGUCAUCUUUACGCAUGCCCAGUGGUCUGGGCUGUUCAACGGUUUUGUCUCCAGACUCAGCUGCCCAGCAUGCCGCUCAGGUCCUAGGCCUGACUGAUCACCUGGUGUGGGCCAAACUGCGUGCCUCCAUGCUCAACACUUGGAUCUCCCUGAAGCUGGCUGACAAGAAGCUUCAGCAGUGCAGCAUCUGAACACACAUCACUUCAAUUUCCUCUGAACCAUUCCAGCUGAUUAACCAUUCCAUUACUCAUUACUGCAUACAGCGUUUGUUUACAGAUGAAUCAGGGCUUGUGAUCUAGUGCCGAGUCUAAAUAAUCUCAUUUGUAGAUAAAACUAAUAAAUAGAUUUACAGAAAAUGAAAUCGAUUCUGAUUAACUGUGUUGUAUGAAGAAUCAUGCUGGCUUCGAGUUUAUUGUUAAUUAUGGGGAAUUUAGUUUGUAUUAAAGGUCCCAUAUUUGACUAUUUCUGUAGCAUGUUAACAAAGGUCUCUAAGACAUUUUUUAAAUGUUUUUUUUUCCCUUAUAGCUGAUUAGUUUUGAUUGAAAUAAGCUCAAUUUUUCUGUCAAUGCAAAAAUAACAUGCAAUAAAAAACGAAUGUUUCAUCCACUAGACAUCAAAUUAUAAACCGGCAAUUACAUAAUCUCAUUGCUUUUCAAUACUCUUUUGUCCAUCUGUCAACAAGCUUUUAUAUUCCCCUAUUAAAAAAAUGUUUUAGGCUGAACUGCGAGCCACAAAUCCACAAAAGUGAAUCCUUGUUUUCAAAGUGUUGCUUUCAGGAUGUAAGUUUGAAUAAGCAAGAUAUUCGCGCUAAAGGGGGGAUGCUUUAACACCAUAAAAGAAAAUGUUUGCAGUGUUGACAGUGUAAGCAAACGUGCGCAGAAGGGCAUCGUCAUGCAAGAUCACCAUGGAAGGCAGUCCGCUAAAUUUAAUCCGUAGUUUGGGCUUUAACUCUUCAACAAGCAUCGCACUGCAAUAAACACUGUUGAUUGUCGAACCUCUUUUCUGAUUAUGUUCCAAUACUGGCCCUUGAGAAUCCCAGAAAACUGUUAGCACUAAUUGUCCAGCUGAUUAUUGACUUUUGGGCUUUUUUCUCG